Messenger RNA from Kluyveromyces marxianus DMKU3-1042, 4386 nucleotides. It is a transcript of the gene SNQ2, whose product is annotated as ATP-binding cassette transporter SNQ2. The record is from RefSeq and is a predicted model, not a curated record. Gene Ontology annotation, cellular component: membrane. Gene Ontology annotation, molecular function: ATP hydrolysis activity; ABC-type transporter activity; ATP binding. NCBI's taxonomy places the organism in Eukaryota, Fungi, Ascomycota, Saccharomycetes, Saccharomycetales, Saccharomycetaceae. Gene Ontology annotation, biological process: transmembrane transport. The transcript has a single exon. The coding region runs from base 1 to 4386 and encodes 1461 amino acids.
AUGGAAGUUUCGAGCACUGGAAGCGGCAUUAGCCGUGCGGUUUCGGUUGAGGAGUUUGACGUUGCAGUCGAUAAAGGUGAGGUCAUCAAGAGGGCUUCUGAAGAUCCCGAGUUUUUGAAGAAGGUUGAGACGCUUUCGAAAACGUUGUCUCGCCGUUCGACUACUCUUUCAGAAUGGGACGAAGUCGAUGGGGAUUUCGACAUGUACAGAGAAAUUCGGGGAAUCCUGCAAGCCUCGAGGGAUGAAGGAAUUCAUUUGAGAAAGUCAGGUAUAACCGCGCGUGGUGUGAAAGUGAAAGGUGUGGAUGCUCAAUUUUUGGAAGGGUCGACUUAUGGUGACAUGAUGAUGUUACCUGUCACCAUUUACAAAGGUAUUCGCAAAGCAAGACAAACAACUCUUAGAGACAUUAUCAGUAACAUUAACAUACUUGUGAAACCCGGUGAGAUGCUACUCGUGUUGGGUAGACCAGGAUCUGGGUGUUCCACGCUCUUGAAGACUAUGGCUGGUGAAUUGACUCACUUCAAAGGUGUUGAGGGAAGCAUUUCAUACGAUGGUGUCCCACUCAAAGAUAUGCUAAAGUAUUUCAAGGCAGACGUUAUCUACAACGGUGAAAUGGAUGUGCAUUUCCCUCAUUUGACAGUCCAACAAACUUUGGAUUUCGCUGUUGCUUGUAAGACACCAAGCAAAAGAAUAAAAAACUUCACCAGGAAACAGUAUGUCGAGUUCAUUAGAGACUUGUAUGCUACCAUUUUUGGUUUAAAGCACACCUAUAACUCUAAGGUGGGUAAUGAUUUUGUGAGAGGUGUGUCUGGUGGUGAACGUAAGCGUGUCUCGAUUGCAGAAGCAUUGGCUGCCCGUGGUUCAAUCUACUGUUGGGAUAAUGCCACUCGUGGUUUGGAUGCAUCUACUGCCCUUGAAUACACCGAAGCCAUCAGAUGUAUGACCAGUUUAUUACAAUCGACUGCGUUGAUCACCAUCUACCAGGCUAGUGAAAACAUUUACGAAACGUUUGAUAAAGUCACUGUCCUAUAUGAUGGUAAGCAAAUAUACUUUGGUCGUAUAGAAGAUGCAAAGGCUUAUUUCGAGAAAAUUGGGUUCGUUUGCCCUGCAAGACAAGCAACCGCGGAAUUUUUGACAUCGUUAACGGAUCCAAACGGUUUCCAUCAUGUCAAACCUGGUUAUGAAGGUAAGGUUCCAAGGACCAGAGAAGAUUUUGUCAGAGUAUGGGAAGAAUCUGAAGAAUAUCAGCAACUACUGCAAAGCAUCGAACACUAUGAAACAAACGAAGUUGAUGGUGCUCAAACUUUGCAAUUGUACAAAGAAUCCAUGGCCGCUGAAAAGGACAAAGCAUCCAGAAAGCGUUCUAAGUAUACCAUUUCUUACUGGGCUCAAAUUGUACUUUGUACUAAGAGAGGUUUCCAAAGAAUUUAUGGUGAUAAAGCAUUUACAAUUACAAACACUGUGGCGGCAAUCAUUCAAGCAUUUAUCACUGGUUCCUUAUAUUAUAAUACCCCAAGUGGAACCUCUGGUGCUUUCUCCCGUGGUGGUAUUUUGUAUUUUGCUAUCCUUUACUUUUCGUUGAUGGGUUUGGCUAAUAUCAGUUUAGCCAACAGACCUAUUUUACAAAAGCACAUUGCAUACUCUUUAUACCAUCCUUCUGCUGAAGCCUUUGCUUCAACGGUCUCUAGCGCAUUUUUCAGAAUGAUUUCUUUGACAUUUUUCCUCAUUAUCUUAUACUUCUUAUCAGGUUUGACUAGAGAAGCUAACAGGUUCUUCAUGUGUUACUUAUUCUUGGCUCUUGCCUCAGAAGCCAUUAAUGCUCUCUUUGAGAUGAUCACUGCUGCGUGUGAUUCUUUGUCUCAAGCCAAUGCUAUCGCAGGUUUGGUUAUGAUGGCAUUGUCUUUGUAUUCCACAUAUAUCAUCCAAACACCAUCCAUGCAUCCUUGGUUUAAGUGGAUUUCUUAUAUCUUACCAUUAAGAUUUGCGUUCGAAAACAUGUUGGAGGCAGAAUUCUACGCUAGAAAGAUGGAUUGUGGUGGAACUCUAGUCCCUACUGGUCCUGCAUAUGCCAAUGUUAGUAGUGAUUACAAGGUUUGUGCUUUCAUUGGUUCUCAAAAGGGCCAAUCAUAUGUUUUAGGUAACAAUUACUUGAAGCUUCAAUAUGGUUACACAUAUUCUCAUGUUUGGAGGAACUUUGGUAUUUUGAUUGCUUUCUUGGUUGGCUUCUUCGCUAUCAAAUGUUUUAUUACAGAAUUUAAGACACCCAUCAAAAGUAAUGGUGACGCUUUGAUUUUCAAGAAGGGGACCGGUUUGAAGAAAACCCUUAGAGACAGUGAGUCUAACAUUGAUCCUUCUGAAUCUACUAAUCAAACCGCUGACAGCUUUGCAAAAUCAGAUGACCCAGCUCUAUUUGCAGACUUGAGAAGUGAAGGUGUUUUCUUCUGGAAAGAGAUAUGUUACACUAUUCCUUACAAAGGUGGAGAGCGUCUACUAUUGGAUCACGUUUCAGGUUAUGUCAAGCCAGGUACAUUAACAGCCUUAAUGGGUGAAUCUGGUGCAGGUAAGACAACAUUGUUAAACACUCUUGCUCAGAGAACAGACAUUGGUGUUGUCACUGGUGACAUGCUCGUAAAUGGAAAACCAAUUGAUGCCUCGUUUGAAAGAAGAACAGGAUAUGUCCAACAACAGGAUGUUCAUAUUAAAGAAAUGACAGUCAGAGAGUCGUUACAAUUCUCUGCCAGGACCAGAAGACCCUUAAGUGUUUCCGAUGAAGAAAAACUAGACUAUGUCGAAAAAGUCAUUCAAAUCUUGGAUAUGGAGCCUUAUAGUGAAGCCUUGGUGGGUGACAUUGGUUAUGGUUUAAAUGUCGAACAAAGAAAGAAACUCUCUAUCGCUGUUGAAUUGGUUGCCAAACCUAAUUUGCUUUUGUUUUUGGAUGAACCUACCUCUGGUCUUGAUUCACAGUCUGCCUGGUCUAUUGUUCAAUUGUUGAAGAAGUUAGCCAUGGCAGGCCAAUCGAUUUUGUGUACAAUUCAUCAACCUUCCGCAACUUUGUUUGAAGAAUUUGAUAGGCUAUUGCUAUUGCGUAAAGGUGGUCAAACUGUGUACUUCGGUGAUAUUGGCGAACAUUCUUCGACCCUAUUGGGAUACUUCGAAAGGAAUGGUGCCCGUAAGUGUACAGAGAAGGAAAACCCUGCAGAAUACAUUUUGGAAGCAAUUGGUGCCGGUGCUACCGCAUCUGUGAAAGAAAACUGGCAUGAUAAAUGGGUCAACUCUCCUGAAUUUACGCAAGUCAACAAGGAGAUUGAUGAGUUGAUUGAAAAGCUAUCAAACCAACCUGUGGACGAAUCUGCAUCUUCUGCUUUGGUCAGUAAGUAUGCUACCCCUUAUAGAUACCAAUUCGUCCAGGUGUUAAAGCGUACUAUGACAAUGUUCUGGAGAGAUGUGGAUUAUCUAAUGGCCAAGUCAAUGUUGUACAUCAGUAGUGGUUUGUUUAUUGGUUUCACCUUUUAUAACGUUGGGACUUCUUAUGUCGGGUUGCAAAAUGCGAUGUUUGCAGCAUUCAUGGCAUGUAUCGUUUCCGCACCAGCCAUGAAUCAAAUCCAGUCCCGUGCACUACAAUCAAGAGAAUUGUACGAAGUUAGAGAAUCCAGAUCCAAUAUGUUCCACUGGAGUUGUCUCUUGAUAACACAAUACAUCACAGAGUUGCCAUACCAAUUAUGGUGUAGCACUCUAUUCUUUGUUUCCUUCUAUUUCCCAUUGAGAGCUGAAUACACCAGUGUGAAGGCAGGAUUAUUCUUUUUGAACUACUGUGUAAUGUUCCAACUGUACUGUGUCGGUUUCGGUUUGGCGGUGUUGUAUAUGUCCCCCGAUCUUCCAAGUUCCAGUGUCAUUAUGGGUUUGCUCUUAUCAUUUAUGAUUUCCUUCUGUGGUGUUGUGCAACCCGUUAACCUAAUGCCUGGAUUUUGGACCUUCAUGUGGAAAGUUUCUCCAUACACAUAUUUUAUUCAGAAUCUUGUCUCGUUCAUGUUGCACAAUAAGGAAGUGAAGUGUACCAAGAAAGAGCUAUCUUACUUCGAACCACCAUCAGGUGAGACUUGUGGCUCGUACAUGAAAUCUUACUUAUCUAGUGGAUUCGGAUACGUCCAAAAUCCGGACGCCAACACAAACUGUGCAUACUGUAGAUACAAGGUUGGUGACGAAUAUCUUUCGUUUAUUUCUGCAUCCUACAACAACAUAUGGAGAAACUUUGGUUUCCUCUGGGUAUACAUUUGUUUCAACAUCUUCGCGAUGGUCGCUUUGUACUACAUCUUCAGUGUGAAGCGCAUAAGCCCAAGAUCGUUGGUUGAGAGAACUCUUGCUAGAUUCAAAAAGAACAAGACAUAA